Messenger RNA from Telopea speciosissima, 2028 nucleotides. RefSeq names its product transcription factor TCP7-like. The record is from RefSeq and is a predicted model, not a curated record. NCBI's taxonomy places the organism in Eukaryota, Viridiplantae, Streptophyta, Magnoliopsida, Proteales, Proteaceae. The transcript has a single exon. Gene Ontology annotation, molecular function: sequence-specific DNA binding; DNA-binding transcription factor activity. Bases 42 to 851 code for a protein of 269 amino acids. Gene Ontology annotation, cellular component: nucleus.
UCUCUCUCUCUCUCUAUUCACGGCAGUAGCAGCGGCGAGUGAUGUCGAAUACAGACGGCACUUCUAACGGCGUAACUAACGGUGCCCUCAUGGACCCACAGCGUCCGCAGGCCCCAGCCAACGGUGCACUAACGGUGAAGAAACCGCCGGCAAAAGACCGUCACAGCAAAGUGGACGGCCGUGGACGCCGCAUCCGUAUGCCGAUCAUCUGCGCCGCCCGGGUCUUCCAACUGACCCGUGAGUUGGGCCACAAAUCGGACGGUCAAACCAUCGAGUGGCUACUCCGCCAGGCCGAACCUUCUAUCAUCGCCGCUACCGGUACGGGCACCACCCCUGCCAGCUUCUCCGCCGUUGCCGUCUCCGUCAGAGGCUCUUCCAGCAAUUCGGUCUCCGUUUCUCUCGACCAGAAACCCACACCACCCAUGCUGGGGCCCACUCCCUUCAUCCUCGGCAAGCGACUUAGAAGUGAUGACGAUGAUGAUGAUGCUGAUGACGCAGCUCCCAAAGAAGAUUCAGCCACUGCUACAGGCGGCGCCGCUGCUUCCUCCGCCUGUGGUGCCUCUGUGGGCCCCGCUUCUGGUGGGUUCUGGGCUGUGCCGGCUCGGCCGGAUUUUGGUCAGCUUUGGAGCUUCGCUGCUGCACCACCGGAGAUGGUGGUACCGACGCCGGCGGCAGCUGUUGCUUCGCAGCAGAUGACGAUGGCUGGGAGGUUUGGACAACAACCCAUGGCCGAGGCCUCGGCGGCGAGGGUUGGGAAUUAUCUUCCGAUUGCUCAAGGGUAUCUGAAUUUGCUUGCUUCAUUGUCUGGUGCUUCGGCUUCGUCGGGAAGAAGAGACGAUGAACCUCGUUGAUUGAUUGCUUUUGUGCGAGUGUGUUUUGAGCUGAGUGGGUGUGUGGGUUUGUUGGGCACUUGCGAGAGGAGGAUUUAUAUGGGUAUGGUUAGGGUUGAGGUUUUUAGUUGGUUGGGUUGUUGGAGGUGGGGGGUGGGGAAGAUGAAGUAAAGAAGUAUUAGUUUGUGGAAAAUUAUGAAUUCAAUCGAGUAGGGGUUGUAUUAGUCACUAUGCUUACUAUUCUCUCUGAAAGUUAGGGUUUAGUCUUCUUCAUAUUUUUUUGUUGUCUUUCCCUGUUUAUUAGGGUUGUUUUAUGGGAGUGAGAGUUGAGCGAGCGAGGACUUUGUUGUUUGGGGGUUGUGAACCCGGCGAUAUAUCUUCACUGGAAGGGAGUUUUGUGGGUUGUUUUUGCUAUUUCCUGGAGUAUGAACUAUGAAGGGUUAGUCAGAGAAUAAUCUUUGAUUGAUGGUGGAUGAUGUGAUUUUCGUCUUUCCCACUUUCUUCUGGUUCAGUGCAAGGUGUGGUUCCUGUUGCUGCUGCUGCUACCUAAUGAGGAUUGGGUUUGCGAUGUUGAAGGCUACGAGUUGCAGAAUUGGGCUCUGAGGAAGUGACUGGAUUACCUCUCUUGCUGUGAAGAAAUUUGGUUUUUCUGAAAUUAUUACGGAUUUCCCUUCUGGGCUACUGUGUUCAUGAUGAUAGGCUACAUGGGCAUCUGAAGUUUAAUUUUCUUGGUGUAGCUGGAAUUCUUUUCUCUGGGGAUCCUGACUAAAGAGUUGGCCUCCAAGAGUUCGAGCUGCUAUGUUGGUUAUUGUGAGAAAAUAAUUAGGGGAUAUUUGCUGCCUUGUGUGCUGGGGAAGUCUCUGCAACGAGGUUCUCUCUUGCUCUCUAUGUUCGUGUGGAGGAACUUAGUGAAGAAUGCUGCGGAAAGGCUCUUGGUUCAUGCCUGUAAGAUCUCAUCUUUUCUAUUAAUCUGUAAUUUUUUUUUAGAAUUUUCUUAGAUUUAUCAGCAUGACAAUAAUGGGUUUUCUGUAUUGUUUGGGGUGCCUGCAGUGUGAAUAAAAAGUAUGUCUUUUCGUUUCUUUCCUUUGGGGGUUUGCUCAACCCAUUUUUGUGUGUUGUGUUCCUUUCAUUAAUGUAAAUAUGAACCAUUUCAUUCUAAUUUUAUUUUAUUUGCAGUGCCCAAGGAGAAUGAACUGAA